ACAACAUUUUCUUUACUUUCUUUAUCCAUUUAUCAUAUUGAACACUUAUGUUGCUUCCAUGUCUUAGGUGUUGUAAAUAAUGCUGCAAUGGGAGUGCAGAUAAUCUUUAUGAGAUACUGAUUUUAUGUCCUUCUGAUAAAUAUCCAGAAGUAGGAUUACUGGAUCAUGUGGUAGUAGUCCUAUUUUUAAUUUUUUGACUAAUCUCAUACUGCUUCUCAUAGUGGCUGCACCAAUUUAUAUUUCCACCAAAAGUGUACAAGAGUUCUUUUUUCUCUACAUCCUUGCCAACACUUGUUAUUGCUUGUCUUUUUUAAAAAAAAAAUUUAACAUUUUAUUUAUUUUUGAGAGACAGAGCACUAGCGGGGGAGGGGAAGAGAGAGAGGGAGACACAGAAUCCAAAGCAGGCUCCAGGCUCUGAGCUGUCAGCACAGAGCCGGAUGCAGGGCUCAAACUUGCAAACCAUGAGAUCAUUGUCUGAGCCGAAGUUGGACACUCAACCACCUGAGCCACCCAGGUGCCCUUGCUUGUCUUUUUGAUACUAGCCACUCUGACAGGUGUGAGAUGAUAUCUCAUUGUGGUUUUGGUUUGCAUUCCCCUGGUGACUAGUGAUGUUGAACACCUUUUCAUAUACCUGUUGGCCAUCUGUAUGUUUCUCUGGAAAAAUGUCUAUUCAGAUCCUCUGCCCAUUUUUUAAAUCAUGUUGUUUGGUUUUGCUAUUGAUUUGUGUUAGUUCAUUUUAUAUUUAGAUAUUAAUUCCUUAUCAGAUACGUAACUUGAAAAUAUUUUCUCCCAUUCUGUAGGUUGCCUUUUCAUUUGUUGAUGGUUUCCUUCUCUGUGCAAUCUACAGAAUGGGAGAAAAUGAAAUGAAUGUUGUCUGAGCAAGAAGGAUGUUGAAAAUGUGAAGAAGGUGAUGAAUAAUGAAAAUCUGAUAUGGUAGAGAAGAGGCCUCCAUAAGAUCAGAAAGCUGUUGAAGUGAUUAUUUUAGAAUAAGGGUGACUGGGAAGGAUUGGAUGUGAUAGUCAGAUAGGAGGUGCUAUUCUCAGUUAUGAGAGGUCUGUUGUACAACCAUAUGCUUGAGUGACUGAGGUAUGAUGGAAGACAAUAUCACUGAGCCAAAGAUACAAGGAAAUAAAAGUCCAUGGUGUUAGAUGGAUCAUGUUUCUGACUUUAAAUGUAGCUAAGAAUGAUGAGGGUGUCAUUUGUAGAUGAGGAUACAGUAAACCAGGAACCAAAAAUCAUGAUUGAAUGAGGAAUAUGAUACAAAGAAUGUCAGCUGGUGAGAACAACUGGGAAGGAUAUGGAGUGGAAAAGUCUGAUGACAUGCAUUUCAAAGGAGUUGGGGUUUUGAAAGAGGGAGGAAACAGUUAAAAAAUACCAGGGAAGAGCAAAGAGAACACUUACUCUACCUCCAUGCUUUUCUUACUCUCCUUAUUUACUUCCUCUACUUCUGUGUAUCAGAGGGGGAAAAAAGCCUCUUCUUGAGCAGGGGAAGGAGAAGCAUGUCUUCAAGAAGAACCAAGUAUCAGAGUAAUAAGUUGAAGUGAAUUUCAGAGAAGAAUUAGAGAAUCAGAGAGCAAGUUUUAAAGGGAAUAAUAGUAAGUCUUGUGAGGGAAUACAAUACAAUAAUUGAAUUAUAUUGUUUUAAAUACAAUAAUCACAACAAUUGGUGUUUUAAUGAUGGAUGAAUAAAGAAUAGUUGUAAAGUAUCAUAGCAAUAUCUCUGGUCCUUAGGUCUGGAUGUUAUUUAAAAUAUCAGGGAACCUACCACCAGGGACUGAUGAAAUUUUGUCAAGGAAGGAAAAACUUGCAGUGACCAUUCAAGGAAGUUGUUUGUAGUCUUGGGAGAAUGAAUGCAUGAAAAAGGAGGUGAUUGAAGAAGGGCUGGACUCUGGGUGGAGGAGGGCUCUGGAUUUUCCUGUGGCUGGAGGUAUUUUUAAGUCAUUGUAGAACAUAAGUCAGGAAGGUAUCUGUCAUCUCCUGAAUUGCUUAAAUCAGUGUCAAUGCCAACCACCAUCUAAUGGGUCUUCCUGUACGACAAAGGCUGGAAGACUAAAGGCUAUAGUACCCAGCCAAAUUUCAACAGAGUUUCUGUAUGUGUUUUAGAUUUUGUCAAUCAAAUGGAUUUGAGUAUGAAUUGAAUUUGGAACUGAGUUAAGGGGAGGAAGGCACAGGAAGAAGGCCAUCGUCAUUCUGCUGGUACAGAUGGCAAGAGGGCAAAAUGCUUGUGCAGUUGGCAGUUCCCAGCCCCAACACCUGGUUUUAGUGGAAACAGUAGCAGCUCCUUUGCAUUAUUUUUUGGAAGCAUAGCCUGGAAUCUGCCUCUUGGGCCCUGUCAGUGGAUUUUUAAAAAGUCAUCUCUAUACCCAAUGUGGGGCUCGAAUUUACAACCCUGAAAUCAAGAGUUGCAUGCUCUACUGACUGAAUCAGCCAGGUGCCCCUCUCUUAGUGAUUUAAAAAAUAUUUUUUUAAUGUUUAUUUUAUUUUUGAGAGAGAGAGAGAGCGCGCAGGGGAGGGGCAGAGAGAGAGAGAGAGAGAGAGAGAGAGAGAAUCUGAAGCAGCCUCCAGGCUCUGAGCUGUCAGCAUAGAACCUGACCCUGGGCUAGAAUCAUGAACAGUGAGAUCAUGACCUGAGCUGAAGUUGGCACUUAACCGAUGGAGCCAUCCAGGUGCCCCAUCUCAGUGAUUUUUUUAAACCAUUGUAUAUCCUAUGAUAAAUGUCCUUUGCUUAAACUACCAGAGUGAAUUCUUUCCUUUCCUAAAACCACCCCUCCCCAAUGUAGAUGAUUCACCUGAGGUUGGGCAGCCAAUCUAAUAUUACAUUGGUUGGGAAGUUAAGAAGUAUUAACUAGGAUCAUCAAAUUUUCUCUCAUGAUUUUUUUUUAGAAAUAAAGUCAUUUAUGAGAGAUAAUGGAUGUUACUUACAAAUUUUUUUUAAUCUUUAUUUAUUUUGAGAGAGAGACAGAGUGUGAGCAGGGGAGGGAGACACAGAAUCAGAAACAGGCUCUAGGCCCUGAGCUGUCAGCACUGAGCCCAACACGGGGCUUGAACUCACAAACCGUGAGAUCAUGACCUGAGCUGAAGUCGGACGCUUAACCGACUGAGCCACCCAGGCUGCCCCAUGGAUGUUACUUAUAAAAGGUGAGCCUCAUUCACUGGAUAAUUGGAGAGAGAUAAUCUUGAGUGGAUUUGUAGUGUGUGUGUGUGUGUGUGUGUGUGUAUGCACAUGUGCACACGUACUCAUGUAAGCAUAUGUCUCUGAAAUAUUGCUGAGUAGCUUAGAAAUGCUAUAAAGUGACUCUUGAUCAUGACACUGUUUUCCCAGAAUCAGAAACUGCCCUCACCAGCAUACUAUCGAUUCUUUUCUCCUAUUCACCUUUCUAUUCUCAAUUAGACACAAAUGUUACUUGAAACAAGUCACUCAUUAAUUUCUGAGAUAUUUAUGGUAAAGCCUAUGUGUGUGUCAGCCAGUAGGCUAGGUGUUGGGAAUACAGGUAAGGAAUGAACAAACAGGAUCCUUGACUGCAUAAAGCUUUCCGUCUGCUACAGAGGUAGAUGCUAACAAAACAUAUUAAUUAAAUAUGAUGAAUAUUUUGAACAGGGAAGAUUUGGGUUUAGGGAACAACUUCAAUAGGGGGAUAUAAGCUCGUGUAGGUGGUUCUUCUUAGGGAAGUUUGCUGCCAACUGAUUUCUGACAGAUGUAAUAGUAGGUUUAACAAUACAUACAGUAGCAAACACAAAUCUCAAAGGCUUGACUUAACAAAAAUUUAUUUCUUGCUCCCUUGAAGCAAAUGGAGGUUGAUUGGGUGGCUUUCCUCUCAGUGUGAACCCACAUGUCCUUUCCUUUCUUCCCAUUGCUCUGUUUUCUCUAGGGUCUCCUCAGAUUCCCCUGCUGCAUCGACAGCAUUCAGCUGCCCAAAGAACUGGGCUGAUUUGAGGAAGAUUGUGUAUCUGAUACUUAAUAAUUUCAACCUAAAAGAGAUUGCUCACAUUCCACAGAGAGCAGUCACAUGGGCCUGCGGAGAUGCACGGGCAGGGUGGAACAGAGGCAUUUGGGAAACACAGUCCUUGACAGAGAAACUGCUUCCCAGUACUCUGCAAAAGAGGGAGACAUUUACUAGUUUAGUAGCUAGUUGUCUCUGCCACAGGAACAGAAACAAACACACUUGCAUUUUUGAGAGAUAACUAGCCUCAUAAAAAGCUGACUUAGAGAACAAUAUGACUGAAAGUGAACUGUUACUAUUAUUAACUUUAGUACCUUUGAGGAAAUGCUGGGCUUAAAUAGAUAUUUUCAUCCAGCACAUAGAAAAUCUAACCCUUUAAAUUUGGGUCAGAGAUUAAAGUGAAUAGUGGGUAUGAUGUGCUCUGGGAGCUAAUGCUAGUGUUCUAUGGAAGUAAUCUCCUAGAAUUUAACCCAUGACCCCAUUUACAAACUUGAAAUAUUUAGGAGAAUCCCAGUGGUAGAAAAAAAGUGAAUUUGACACAAAUUCUACCUUCAGUUAUUGUGUAACCUUCAAAUUUAACCAUUGUUAUUGACAUGUUUUUAUAUUAAAUUUCUAAUAUCUGAGAAAUCAAUGCAAACAAUGGAGAAAAGCUGCAGAAUUUGAAUUGUUAUAGAAGAAUUGCAGGGUACAAAAAACUCAGUAGUAAUACAAAUGGGCCUGGGACAGCAAAUUUUUUUCUUUUUUACUUUUUAAAGUUUUUUAAAUGUUUCAAAAUUUCUAAUGUUUUUAGAAAGCAGACUGUGAUAGUGUGAUUUGUAAUAAAAAAAAUAUAUGUAUCUGGUCUUUGUCCCUGUGUUUUGGCACUGAGCUCCUAAAACUCUUGGAAUUUCCAGACAGAAGCAGCAAAGGUGUUUCUUGUUAUGUUAAUGAGGUGACUGUUAGACCCCCACCUGAGGAUGGCAGCUGGUUGCCUGGAGAACUAAUGUUUGAUUGAGAGUUGGAACUCUAAGUCCCACCCCUGAGCUCUGGGGAGGGGCAAGGGCCUGGAAACUGAAACAACUGCCCAAGGCUAACGAUUUAAUCAAUCAUGACUGUGAAAUGAAGGCUCCUUAAAAACCCAAAAGGGCAGGGUUCAGAGUUUCCUGGUUGGUGCAUGCUGGGGGAGUGGCCUCUGGGAGAGGAUAUGGAUGCUCCUAGCUCUUUCCCUCUCCCUUGCCCUGUGCAUCUCUUCAGCCUGGCGGUUCCUGAGUUAUAUCUUUACCAUAAACUGGCACUCUAACUCCCUGUAACCACUCAGCCAGGUGUUGGGAAGAUGUGUAGUAGCUGAGCACCCUUCUGACACUCUCCUCAGAAUCAGCUUGGAGAUGCUUUCACCCUGUCCGUCUUCUUCAGCAGCCAGGCAGAGUGCUGACUCCUUCACAGCAGUGAGGAACUCUUCUGGCUUCAGAAGCUCUUAAAUCUGAUCUACAAUGGAAAAAUUUCUUUUUUAUCUGUUUUUCAUUGGCAUAGCAGUGAGAGCUCAGAUCUGUCCAAAGCGUUGUGUCUGUCAGAUUUUGUCUCCUAAUCUCGCAACCCUUUGUGCCAAGAAAGGGCUUUUAUUUGUUCCACCAAACAUCGACAGAAGAACUGUGGAGCUGCGGUUGGCAGACAAUUUUGUUACAAAUAUUAAAAGGAAAGAUUUUGCCAAUAUGACCAGCUUGGUGGACCUGACUCUAUCCAGGAAUACAAUAAGUUUUAUCACACCUCAUGCUUUUGCUGACUUGCGAAAUUUGAGGGCAUUGCAUUUGAAUAGCAACAGAUUGACUAAAAUUACAAACGAUAUGUUCAGUGGGCUUUCCAAUCUCCAUCAUUUGAUACUGAACAACAAUCAGCUGACUUUAAUCUCUUCUACAGCAUUUGAUGAUGUCUUUGCCCUUGAGGAGCUGGACCUGUCCUACAAUAAUUUAGAAACGAUUCCUUGGGAUGCAGUUGAAAAGAUGGUUAGCUUGCACACCCUUAGUUUGGAUCAUAAUAUGAUUGAUAAUAUUCCCAAAGGGACUUUCUCCCACUUGCACAAGAUGACUCGGCUUGAUGUAACAUCAAAUAAAUUGCAGAAGCUACCACCUGAUCCUCUCUUCCAGCGAGCUCAGGUACUAGCAACCUCAGGAAUAAUCAGCCCAUCAACUUUUGCAUUAAGUUUCGGUGGAAACCCUUUGCAUUGCAAUUGUGAAUUGUUGUGGUUGAGACGUCUGUCCAGAGAAGAUGACCUAGAGACUUGUGCUUCUCCAGCACUUUUAACUGGCCGCUAUUUUUGGUCAAUUCCUGAGGAAGAGUUUUUAUGUGAACCUCCUCUCAUUACUCGUCAUACGCAUGAGAUGAGAGUGCUGGAAGGUCAAAGGGCAACCCUGAGGUGCAAAGCCAGGGGGGACCCUGAACCUGCAAUUCACUGGAUUUCUCCUGAAGGGAAGCUUAUUUCAAAUGCAACAAGAUCUCUGGUGUAUGAUAACGGAACACUUGAUAUUCUUAUCACAACUGUGAAGGAUACAGGUGCUUUUACCUGCAUUGCUUCCAAUCCUGCUGGGGAAGCAACACAAACAGUGGAUCUUCAUAUAAUUAAGCUCCCUCACUUACUCAACAGUACAAACCAUAUCCACGAGCCUGAUCCUGGUUCUUCAGAUAUCUCAACUUCUACGAAGUCAGGUUCUAAUGCAAGCAGUAGUAAUGGUGAUCCUAAAAUGAGUCAAGAUAAAAUUGUAGUAGCAGAAGCGACAUCAUCCACGGCACUACUUAAAUUUAAUUUUCAAAGAAAUAUUCCUGGAAUACGUAUGUUCCAAAUCCAGUAUAAUGGUACUUAUGAUGACACCCUUGUUUACAGAAUGAUACCUCCCACGAGCAAAACUUUUCUUGUCAAUAACCUGGCUGCUGGAACUAUGUAUGACCUGUGUGUCUUGGCAAUAUAUGAUGAUGGCAUCACUUCGCUCACUGCCACAAGAGUCGUGGGUUGCAUCCAGUUUACUACGGAACAAGAUUAUGUGCGAUGCCACUUCAUGCAGUCCCAGUUUUUGGGAGGCACCAUGAUUAUUAUUAUUGGUGGAAUAAUUGUAGCAUCUGUGCUGGUUUUCAUCAUCAUCCUAAUGAUCCGGUAUAAGGUUUGCAACAAUAACGGGCAACACAAGGUCACCAAGGUCAGCAAUGUCUACUCUCAAACUAAUGGGGCUCAAAUCCAAGGCUGUAGUGUAACGCUGCCCCAGUCCAUGUCCAAACAAGCUGUGGGGCAUGAAGAGAAUGCCCAGUGUUGUAAAGUUGCCAAUGACAAUGUGAUACAAUCUUCGGAAACUUGUUCAAGUCAGGACUCCUCUACCACUACCUCUGCUUUGCCUCCUACCUGGACUUCAAGCACUUCUGUGUCCCAGAAGCAGAAAAGAAAGACUGGCACAAAGCCAAGUACCGAACCACAGAAUGAAGCCGUCACAAAUGUUGAGUCCCAAAACACUAACAGGAACAACUCAACUGCAUUGCAGUUAGCUAGUCGACCUCCUGAUUCUGUCACAGAGGGGCCCACAUCUAAAAGAGCACAUUCAAAGCCAAAUGCUUUGCUGACUAAUGUUGACCAGAUUGUCCAGGAAACACAGAGGCUGGAGUUAAUCUGAAGAGCACUACUUCUUUCUCUCCUGAAAAAAGUUGCCACUGAUAUUUUUACUGGAUAAAAUUUAAACAUGUUUCAAUUCACAAAGGCCAAUUGUUGAACUGGUGUCCUAGAAGAAAUUGUUCACAGGAGCCGAAGCAGAAGUCUCUGAUGCUGGUGGAACUGGCUCUAUCAGACCAUGGUUCAUCCUCUUUUAAAGCCAAAUUUUUUUUUCUUCUGGCCUACAAGUAUUUUCUUUUUUUUAAAGAAGGAAAGAGAAAAGCCUACACUGGCAUCGAGUUCUGUAUCAAUCCAUGUUACAUUGCCAUCCAUGAUUUAAGACUGUAGAAUCUUGAAUAAUCUAUAUCACUUUAACAAAUAAAUGUUUUACUAUGACAGAAUUUGUACAGUGCCUGAUUUGUGGAAAUAUCAGUUGCUUCAAGUAUGAAUGGUGAAAUGAUGACUGUAAGAACUAAUAAUACUAUUUUACAUUUAUGUAAUGCAAAACCUUAAGGAAUCACAAUUGCUUUAUAAUACUGGAACUAUUUCUGCCGUGACUGAAGCUCACCCACGUCUGUGGGAGAGCAGUACAGCUAUUUAAAAAGCUUUACAGCAGUUUUAUGCUUCAGUGUAAGACAGUGAUGAGGGAUCUCUUCUCCUAGUGGAACUUCAGAAAGCAUCAAGGUAGGCAUGUAUGGUAAUUAAUCCAAAUUGAUGCAUUGCUCUUCUGGAGAGCCAGGGCAAAGAAUUUUAGUAAUUUUAGGCCUUAUGUUUCAUGGUAAGUGCCCAUUUCUCCAAUUUUGCACAAUUGCAAAUAAAGAAAAUUAAGAAGUAAAUAAAGGGUAGAUAAAGAAGAACAGACAUCUGAUUUAACACCAGCAUAAAUAAGAGGAAGACAUUUCCGUGGCCAAUAAAUGUUAAUACAAUCUUAUUUAAGCAGUAUCCAAGCCUAGCAUUUAAGGGCUAUCCCUGGUAACAAGGCAGGCCUGAGCUCAAACUCUACAUCUGAGCAAAUUUGGCCAGUCACCUACCUUUUCGUGUUCUCACAGAAGAAAUAUUGUAAAAUUUGAAAACGUAUAUAAACUUAUCCCUGUAUUUGUUAAGCAAUAAGUUCAAUUAAAAACUAGUAUUAGCAUUGCCAUUAGCCAUUGAAUUCAGAUUCUCUAAAAUAUUAGAUUUUAUUUCUGUUCCUUUACAAUUUUAUUAGUUGUCAAUCAUCAAAAGCAAUAUGUAGUUUAAAUUUUUUAAAAACACGGAAAACUGUCUUUUAAGAAAUUUAGGUUAUCUCUUAGCCCUUCCACAUCUCUUAGACUGUUAAAAAUAUCCAACCAUCCAAAGAGAGGUUACAGAUUAUUAGCCUUUAGAUGGUACUUGAAAUCUGCUCAGAGCCUAACUACACUAAAUAAUCUAAAGAGGUGCGCACAUACACUCACUCCAGACACACCCAAUGCAUGCUUGAAACAGAAGUAAGUUGAAAUGACUCUGGGCAAAUUGUUCAUUCUCUCUGUUUCCUGGCAACUCUAAUUCUCUGAGCAAUUCUGUUCAUGUGUGUGUUCAUGUAUAUGUGCAUGGAUAAAUGUUUAUGGUGACAAAGACACAAAAUGAACACUAUGCAUCUGCAAAUCUAUUCCUGAUAUAUACAACUUUUCUCCUCAAAUAUAAAGCUUCAGGAACACAAAUGGCUUUCCUGGAUCUCAGUGCAGAGUUCAACUUUUUAAGGUCUUUCUCAGGAAAACCUGCUAACUUUUCUUCAAGAACGUUCUCCUGUUUAUCUUUGAAUUUCUUCUGCUGUCUGGGACUGAUUCUUUCCUAUUUUGACAUUUUUAUUGAUGAUAAUGUAGCCUGACCUUCACUUCUUUAGGACUUUCACACUAUUGUGUUCCAAGGAACAUGAGUUUUAGUGUGUUAGAAGUAAAAUUACAUUUAAUCAUUUUAAGUCUUCAUCUUGCAUCCCCUACACCUGAACUAAAACUUUCAUUUAUGCAAACAUUCAAACAACAUUAAUCAGGCCCUCAUAUUGUACAUAUUUUCUCUUUUUGAAAUGUUGUUUGUAAGGAAGACUGAGGCCCAGGUCUCUGAUUCUGUAAGUAUGCAAUACUCAAUUGUUUAUGGGCAGAUAUUUACUUCUUAUACAAUGAGAUUCAGAGAACACAAAUGCACACCCUUAAUAGGAAUAAUGAUCACAAGUUAAAGUUUUGCAAAAAAGCAACAAAAUAAUAUUUUGAGGACAAGUAGGAAUAAUUUCUUUAGCUGAGCUUAUAAUGUCACAAGGGUAAUUUAAUGGGUGGUAAAAAGUCUCACCUGAAGUUAUUGAAUAUGCAUUGGAAACCACUUCUAUUUUCCUGUUAUUCU
Acinonyx jubatus (cheetah) is the source of this 9897-nucleotide messenger RNA. RefSeq names its product leucine rich repeat and fibronectin type III domain containing 5 (gene LRFN5). The transcript is spliced from 6 exons. The record is from RefSeq and is a predicted model, not a curated record. NCBI's taxonomy places the organism in Eukaryota, Metazoa, Chordata, Mammalia, Carnivora, Felidae. Gene Ontology annotation, molecular function: protein binding. The coding region runs from base 5411 to 7570 and encodes 719 amino acids.